This is a messenger RNA of Chelonoidis abingdonii (Abingdon island giant tortoise), 1596 nucleotides long. The record is from RefSeq and is a predicted model, not a curated record. NCBI's taxonomy places the organism in Eukaryota, Metazoa, Chordata, Testudines, Testudinidae.
GGGCGGUUGACGUGGCUUCCUUAGGUCUUUUGUUUUAGCGCGAGUGCCGUUGUCUUGGUGACGGCAUCUAACAGCUUCGCCCUUUCCGGUGUGAAGCCUGAGCCGCAGCGGGCGGCUGUUGGUAACUGUAGGAGGGUGCUCAGAUCAAAUCAUAACCAUAAAAACCUCUUCAAAUAGAAAGAAAAAUGUCACGGAAGGGGUCCAAGGAAACCAAGAAAGCAAAUAUCUCCAGCUCUCUGGAGUCUGAAGAUAUUAGUUUAGAGACUACAGUACCAACAGAUGACAUUUCCUCUUCUGAAGAGAGAGAAGGUACCACCAAAAUCACUAGGCAACUGAUUGAACGGAAGGAAUUGCUUCAUAAUCUACAAUUGCUGAAAAUAGAGUUAUCUCAGAGAAACUUAAUGAUUGACAACUUGAAAGUGGAAUAUCUGACCAAAAUUGAAGAGCUAGAAGAGAAGCUUAAUGAUACAAUCCACCAGAAGCAGCUGUUAUCUUUACGACUAGACAACCAGUUGGCAUUACAGCAAGAAGAUGCCAGAAAACAUCAAGAGCUAAUGAAACAGGAAAUGGAAACCAUUUUAAUGAGGCAAAAACAACUAGAAGAAACAAAUCAUCAGUUAAGGGAGCGGGCUGGAGAUAUCCGUCGCAGCUUGCGUGACUUGGAAUUGACAGAAGAUUAUUAUGAGAAAUUGAAAUCUCUUUCUGAAGAUGAGCUUUCUAUCCCUGAAUAUGUUUCUAUUCGAUUCUAUGAAGUAGUCCAUCCAUUAAGAAAAGAAGUAAAUGAACUACAGAUGAGAAAAGACAGCCUAUCUGAAGACCUAAAUUAUUACAAGUCGCAGUUGAAGUGUGUGAUGGAGAGCUAUGAAGAUGAGCGAAGAAGUCGUUCAGAGCUAGAAGUUAGAUGUCAACGUUUGACACUGGAACUAGCAGAUACCAAACAGAUGAUUCAGCAAGGUGACUACAGGCAGGAGAACUAUGAUAAAGUAAAACGUGAACGAGAUGCAUUUGAACAUGAAUUGUCAGAGCUCAGAAGAAAAUAUGAAAUAUUAGAAGUGUCGCACAAAGCACAAGCCAGAGAAAGAAAUGACUUAUCUAAAGAGCUGGCAACUUUACAGCAGUCUGUUAAUUUGCUGCAAAAGGAUAAAGAUUACCUUAAUCGUCAGAACAUGGAGCUCAGUGUUCGCUGUGCCCAUGAAGAAGAUCGCCUUGAGAGACUUCAGAUUCAGUUGGAGGAUGCUAAAAAAGCUAGAGAGGAAAUGUAUGAAAAAUAUGUCACAUCCAGAGACCAUUAUAAAACAGAAUAUGAAAACAAAUUGCGUGAUGAAUUGGAGCAAAUUAGAUUGAAAACAAAUCAAGAAAUUGAACAGCUUCGAAGCACCUCAAAGGAGAUGUAUGAACGUGAAAACAGAAAUUUGAGAGAAGCAAGAGAUAAUGCUGUGGCUGAAAAAGAAAGAGCAGUUGUGGCUGAAAAGGAUGCUUUAGGAAAAUAUGAGCAUCUUUUAGAACAGUAAGUAUAUUUUAAAAUCCAUACACACAAAUGGAACUAAAGAGAUACUAAUGUAUGUGUAUCAUUAAAUUUGAGAAUUUUUUUUCUGG